AUGACCACUACCGCCCAGGACUUCAUCCUGGUGGAUCGACAGCCGCCGAUCGCCACCAUUACCAUCAACCGGCCCCGCCAGCGGAACGCCAUCAACUACGAUAUGUGGAGCAAGCUGGCGGAUCUGGUUGAAGAUUUGGACCGGGCCCGGGAGGUGCGGGUAGUAAUAUUCACCGGCGCCGGCGAGACGGCCUUUUCGGCCGGCGCGGAUAUUGCGGACUUUGACCGGUACCGCGCCGAUUCAGCCAAGGGCAAGGUCUAUAACGACGCUGUGGACCGCCUGCUGGACACACUGGCGACGAUGGAUACUCCUACCAUUUCAAUGAUCAGGGGAUUCGCUGCCGGCGGGGGCUGCGAACUGGCGGUUGCCACGGACCUGCGUAUUGCCGCCGAGGGCAGCCGGCUGGGAAUUCCGGCAGCGCGCCUGGGCAUCAGUAUCGGACAUCGGGAGAUGCGGGGACUGGUCAGCCUGGUUGGCAAAGGCAAUGCACUGUACAUCCUGUUGUCGGGGAGGCUGCUGGAGACCGAAGAGGCCCUGCGCAUUGGCCUGGUCAACCAGGUUACCGCGCCCGAGGAUCUGGAAACGGUUACCUACCAGCUUGCCACGGAGAUUGCAGGGCUGGCUCCCCUGUCCCAUGCCGCCAACAAGCGGACGCUGAACCAGGUACAGGCCAAGCCGGCACUGGACAACUUGACGGUCGAAGAGGCCAACGUGCCUCUGGCGCAGUUUGAUACCAGGGACUACCAGGAAGGAUAUCGGGCGUUUCUGGAGAAGCGGGCGCCCAAUUUUAUUGGAGAAUGA
Messenger RNA from Geodia barretti, 801 nucleotides. Lineage: Eukaryota; Metazoa; Porifera; Demospongiae; Tetractinellida; Geodiidae. The record is from the annotation of a GenBank genome assembly.